Molecule: messenger RNA, 1281 nt
Organism: Balearica regulorum gibbericeps (East African grey crowned-crane)
Lineage: Eukaryota; Metazoa; Chordata; Aves; Gruiformes; Gruidae
Source: RefSeq, a predicted model, not a curated record
AUGUCAUUGAACACUUCCACUGCAGGAAAAGGUGUGGAUCCAAACGCGGUUGACACUUAUGACAGUGGCGAUGACUGGGAAAUCGGUGUUGGGAAUUUAAUAAUUGAUUUGGACGCCGAUUUGGAGAAGGACAGACAGAAAUUUGAAAUGAAUAAUUCUACUAAUACCACCAGCAGCAGCAACACCAGCUCCAAGGAUUGCGGGGGUCUGGCUUCCAGUGGGGCUAAUGCUACCUCAGCCUUAGCUGAUGGCCUAAAAUUUGCUUCUGUUCAGCCCUCUGCUCCCCAGGGGAAUUCCUCUCACAAAGAGACUAGCAAAUCAAAAGUGAAAAGGAGUAAAACUUCUAAGGAUGCUAAUAAAUCUCUGCCUUCUGCUGCCUUGUAUGGGAUUCCUGAGAUCAGCAGUGCUGGCAAGAGGCAGGAAGUCCAAGGGCGCCCUGGAGAGGCAACUGGCAUGAAUUCAGCACUGGGUCAAAGCGUGAGCAGUAACCCAAACGGCAAUAAUAAUACCACCAGCACCACCACCACCAUUGCCUCUUGUGGGAAAAACAAAGAGGAGAAACCAGGUAAAGCCCUGGGCAGCAGAGGCUCCAAGCGGGAUAAGGAUGCAGGAAAAUCCAGGAAGGACAAGCAGCAUGACCUGCAGCAGGGCCACCCCAACGGCAGCGGGGGUGGCAGCAGCCAAACUCCCCCUGGGCAUCUCUAUGGCUUCGGGGCCAAGGGAGGCGGUGGUGGAAGCAGCAGCCCCUUCCACUGCACCUCCUCUGCCAUGGGGGAGGUGAACAAAAGUACCCCGGAUUCAGGGUUAAUGGGGAACUCUAUUUUGGUAAAGAAGGAAGAGGAGGAGGAGGAGAGCCACAGGCGAAUCAAGAAAUUGAAAACAGAAAAGCACUGGUGGGCAUUCGCGGCUGUUCCUCUCCCAAAGUCUAAACGGACCCUUCUCCCUUCUCCUGGGACCCGCUGCCUGGAGUUGAGAUGGUGCUUGGUGGGGGGGAAACAGGAGGCAUCGGCAGAGACCCCAGGCUCCGCCGUAGCGCUUCGUGGAGACACAGGAUGCUUAUCGCACCGGGGGCUCACGCGGUACAGCAGCCCAGAGGCCUCAGAGGCUGGUGUGGAGGACGGGGAGGAAGGAGCCAGCAGACAGGCGGUGCCUCUCGUCCUCCUGGAAGGAGGCGGCUGGGAGGAGGGGAAUGCACCUUGUGCUGAGUUGUGUGUGUGCAAAACAGCUUUGGGAACAGAGGGGAGCAGUUUGUCUCCUGUCUGGGGGAGCUUUCGUAUCUGA